AACUCCCUUCAAAUUGUCACUUUGAUAGUUGGUACAGUCCAAAGGCUCUAGCGCUUCCAGCUAAUGCUGCUGUGCUAAUAACACACAGAGGAAACUAGCGGGAGGCAUCAUGGUGAACUUCGCAUCAGCGGUUCGUGAGCACUGGGUCAAUAUCCUUGUCCCUCUGGGUUUCGUCAUCGGGGUUUAUCUGGACCGAUGGAAUGACCAGAAACUCACGGCGUUCAGGAACAAGAGUGCUUUAUACAGCAGGGAACUGAAGCCCGGUGAGGAAUACACCUGGAAGUGAGACUCCUGCAGUGAUAUUUAUUGGACCCCCUGCCUAGAAUGUGUAUAUUGUCUGUUCAAUAAAUUUUGCAUUUAAUUCUGUAA
Cyprinus carpio (common carp) is the source of this 369-nucleotide messenger RNA. RefSeq names its product NADH dehydrogenase [ubiquinone] 1 beta subcomplex subunit 1-like. Gene Ontology annotation, cellular component: mitochondrion. Lineage: Eukaryota; Metazoa; Chordata; Actinopteri; Cypriniformes; Cyprinidae. The record is from RefSeq and is a predicted model, not a curated record.